Molecule: messenger RNA, 1539 nt
Organism: Trichoderma virens Gv29-8
Lineage: Eukaryota; Fungi; Ascomycota; Sordariomycetes; Hypocreales; Hypocreaceae
Exons: 1
Coding region: 1-1539 (512 amino acids)
Biological process (GO): transmembrane transport
Molecular function (GO): transmembrane transporter activity
Source: RefSeq, a predicted model, not a curated record
AUGACAAUCUUACGCCUUGAACAAGCAAGCGAAGAAGAUUCCACAACAACAAACGCCUACGAUGGAACGGGCACAUCUUCCGAUCCUUUUAUUGUUGAGUUCUGUAGUGAUGAUCCAGGAAAUCCCAUGAACUUUUCCUCCACCAAGAAAUGGUUCAUCAUAUUUAUUGUGACGGUCUCAGUCUUCGCCGUUACCCUCACGUCUUCCGCUUAUUCGGGUUCGGCGAACGAAAUCUUGGCACAAUUUCACUGCAGUUCAGAGCUUUUUGCACUCGGAAUAUCUCUCUACGUACUCGGUUUUGCCAUCGGGCCCGCGCUGUGGGCGCCGCUUUCGGAGUUGUAUGGCAGGAAAAUCCUGUUCAUCACAACGCAUACCGGCAUGGUAGCGUUCGUGGCCGCCUCAGCCGGAGCAAGCUCCAUAACGCAGCUCCUAGUCUUUAGGUUUCUUACUGGGAUGUUUGGUGCAUCGCCUUUAACAAACUCUGGAGGAGUCAUUGCUGACAUGUUUCCGGCGGCACAACGGGGGCUGGCAAUGAUCUUUUUCUGCACAGCGCCAUUUAUGGGACCUGUUCUUGGUCCUAUUAUGGGUGGUUUUGUUUCCAUGAACGUUGGCUGGAGAUGGGUACAAGGCGUGUGCAGCAUCUUCAUUGGUGUCGUCUGGAUUGCUGGUUCGAUUCUUGUACCCGAAACCUACGGGCCAGCGAUACUACGUGAAAGAGCAUCACAGCUUUCGAAGAAAACAGGGAAGUCAUACAAAAGCGUCAUGCAGCAUCACCAUGGUACAGCGGCAUCUUCUGAAGUCUUUCGCAAAGCCCUUAUGAGGCCCUGGGUCCUUCUUUUCCGCGAGCCAAUUGUUCUAAUUGCAGCCACCUACUUAGCGAUAUUGUACGGUACCGUCUAUAUGUUCAUGCCUGCACUGCCAAUUGUCUACCAGCGGGGCCGAGGUUGGAACGAAGGCUUCGGGGGUUUGGCGUUUUUGGGCCUGGUUUGCGGUAUGUUAAUUGGACUUGUUUAUGCCAUCAUCGACGACAACCGAUAUAAAAAACUUGGCAAAUCGGCGACACCUGAGUCCAGGUUGCCCCCAGGAGCAGUCGGCGCUGUUGCUUUACCCGUCGGCUUGUUUGCCUUUGCGUGGACUAAUUCGCCCAACAUACACUGGGCCGCUAGUAUUAUCCUUUCCGCCCCGUUUGGUUUCGGCUGUGUCCUGGUCUUUCUUUCCUGUCUCAACUACUUGAUUGACUCGUACACUAUAUACGCAGCGUCGGUACUUGGGGCAUCGGCAAUGCUUAGGGCAUUCUUUGGCAUGGCAUUCCCACUUUUUACAGAGCAGAUGUAUAAGAAUAUUGGCAUACAUUGGGCAAGCACAAUACCUGCUUUUUUGAUGUUUGCAUGCUUGCCUUUUCCAUUUGUUAUGCUUAAAUUUGGCGAGACAUUGAGGUUGAAAUGCAAGUACGCUCAAGAAGCAGCAAGUUUGGCAGCACGGAUGCAGCAACAAGCUGCUACUGAGCGAAGUGGCAGCGAAUCAGACUACAAACCCUAA